Abrus precatorius (Indian licorice) is the source of this 1366-nucleotide messenger RNA. RefSeq names its product glucan endo-1,3-beta-glucosidase, basic isoform. Lineage: Eukaryota; Viridiplantae; Streptophyta; Magnoliopsida; Fabales; Fabaceae. The transcript has 2 exons. Gene Ontology annotation, molecular function: hydrolase activity, hydrolyzing O-glycosyl compounds. Gene Ontology annotation, biological process: carbohydrate metabolic process. The record is from RefSeq and is a predicted model, not a curated record. Gene Ontology annotation, cellular component: plasma membrane. Bases 69 to 1187 code for a protein of 372 amino acids.
AAUUCUGUGCCUAAUAGGGCUAUCAAUAUUUAGCUCAAUUGUUUUUCUGGUGAAUCAUUAUCUGCACCAUGCUGCUGUCUUCGCUCUUCACGAGAGCCCAGAGGUUCUCUUUGCCUGCUCUUCUGCUUCUAUUGGAACUAUUCACUAUAAACCUUCGCACCGCAGAUGCUCAAAUUGGUGUUUGUUAUGGUAUGAUGGGCAACAAUCUACCACCAGCAAACGAAGUUAUAGAUCUUUAUAGAUCAAACAACAUCAGGAGAAUGAGACUCUAUGAUCCAAAUCAAGGUGCUCUACAAGCACUUAGAAAUUCUGGCAUCGAACUAGUGCUUGGAGUGCCCAACUCCGACCUUCAAGGCCUUGCCACCAACGCUGACAAUGCACGCCAAUGGGUACAAAGGAAUGUGUUGAAUUUUUGGCCUAGUGUCAAAAUCAAGUAUAUAGCUGUUGGCAACGAAGUGAAUCCCGUUGGAGGCUCUUCUUGGCUUGCCCAAUAUGUUCUACCCGCUGUCCAAAACAUAUACCAAGCUAUAAGAGCUCAAGGCCUUCAUGACCAAAUCAAGGUCUCAACCGCUAUUGACAUGACCCUAAUAGGAAACUCCUACCCCCCAUCACAAGGUUCCUUUAGGAAUGAUGUGAGGUCAUACAUUGACCCCAUAAUUGGAUACUUGUUAUAUGCUAAUGCACCUUUAUUAGUAAAUGUCUACCCUUAUUUUAGUUACACGGGUAACCCUCGUGAUAUAUCACUUCCCUAUGCUCUUUUCACCUCUCCAAAUGUUGUGGUGUGGGAUGGUCAAUAUGGGUACCAAAAUUUGUUUGAUGCUAUGUUGGAUGCGGUGCAUGCAGCUAUUGAUAACACUGGAAUUGGGUAUGUUGAAGUUGUUGUGUCCGAGAGUGGGUGGCCCUCGGAGGGAGAUUUUGCCGCUACUUAUGAUAAUGCACGUGUGUACUUAGAUAACUUGAUUCGUCGUGCUGGAAGGGGUACCCCAAGAAGGCCUUCUAAGCCAACGGAGACUUAUUUGUUUGCUAUGUUUGAUGAGAAUCAGAAGAACCCAGAGAUAGAGAAACAUUUUGGACUCUUCUCUCCCAAUAAACAAAAGAAGUACCCAUUUGGGUUUGGUGGGAAAAGGAACAUUGAAGUUGUUGAUGAUUACAUCAAUGCAACAGUUUCCCUUAAGAGUGACAUGUGAUGUUGGAAUCCUAAUCUUAGUCCUAAAAGUCUACGUUGUUUCAUCCACAAAAUAAUUGAAAAUGUGAUGUUAAUUUGUCUGGUUUAUUAUCCUUUCUUUUUUGGAUAAUGCUAUACAAUGAGACACUUGACUACUUAUCUUAGUUAUCUAAAUUUUGUUUUACUAAUUAAUAAGUGUUU